AUGCAGAGGCAGAAUCCAAUUGCCAAGAUGAUGGAGGCUAGAAACAGUUGCGUUCAACGGGAUUCCCAUCCGAAAGAUCCUAGAGGUGGAUAUCAAGAAGGAGUCCAAUCGACCAAAAGGGGUCCAAUUGUCAGACCAGAAUCUAGUGGAAUUUCCAUUACCAAUAUUCCGCCUUAUCCAGGCUACCAUCAAGGAUCUCUUGUUUAUACCAAGCCACCCAAACUGAACCAGGCUGGAAGAACAGUAACCAAAUCAGUUUGAGAACGCAAGCUUUGUUCCACACUGACAAAGGUGGAGCACCAGAAGUUGAAAAUGCCUCCAAUGACUGUCUUUAUGAGUUGAAGCCUAACAGCAAAAGACAGAGACCUAGCACUUCAACAGUUGCCAUUUUGCAUUCCAGUGGAGAAGGAAAUAGUUUCAAUCUCUGCGUGAGAGAGACCCGAGGAGAAGAAGCAUGUCUUCUGAAUGCUCAUCGACAAACCCGAUCGAAGCUCAAAUUCAUGGAGAACUUGGAGAACAUUUUGCACUGAGGAGAGGGAACCAUCAAUAAAGAUCAGUAGAUCAUCCGCAAAACACAAGUGAGUGAGACCUGACUUUUCACACUUUGGAUGAUACUUGAAACGAUUCUCUUCCGCUGCCUGAUUUAACAUAUGUGAGAGACAGUUUAUAGGUAUGAUAAAAAGGUAGGGAGAUAAAAGGUCUCCUUGUCUUAGUCCUCGUUUACUCUUGAAGUAACCAUGCACUUUUCCAUUGUAACCCACCGUGAAAUGAGGAAUAGUGAUGCAAGUUCUUAACCAGUUGAUGUAUUGAUUUGGCAUCGAUAGACCCAAUAGGCAGUUGAACAAGAAAUCCCAAGAUAAACAAAUGUUCAAAAGAAAAAGAUAUAUUAGCAAAACAUUGCCCUUCCUCUAUUGUAUACUUCUAUUUUUAUUCGUGUAAUAACGGUUUACUACAUGAUGAUUUCAGAAAUUCACAUUAAUAAUAAUAAUACAAUAGAUGUUACGUAGAAAAAUAUUGGAAGAUACAAACAACGUCGUUAGCAAUUAUUUGACAAUUUUGCCCUUGAGUAUCCACCUAGAAGCGAGACAUGAUCUAAUAUACCUUUCUCUCUCAAAUUAUAAUCUCUUAUAUCCCUCAAUAAUCUACAUACCCCUCUUAUCAAUGAAUUACCGAUUUUACCCUUAAUGAAUUUAAUCAGAAUUUUUUUUUUUAUAAAAAAUCCCACUCUCUCUCCUUCACCCAUAACCCACGACGAACUCUCCUCUCUCUUCU
This is a messenger RNA of Thlaspi arvense, 1272 nucleotides long. NCBI's taxonomy places the organism in Eukaryota, Viridiplantae, Streptophyta, Magnoliopsida, Brassicales, Brassicaceae. The record is from the annotation of a GenBank genome assembly.